AUGAGUGACAUCAUGCACCAGGCACAAGUGACAUCAUGCCUGGGCACAAGUGACAUCCGGGGCGAGGGGCAGGACACCUGGGUCCACAGAGGACCACCCUGGGGGAGGCGGGACAAGACAGGGGCCAGGGGCUGUGGGGAGCGGGGGGGCGGGUGCGAGCCCCUGCGAAGGGCCAGGGCCAGGGCUGCUCCUCAGCCCCCUCUUCCUGCUUGGCUUUCAGGGUAUCACACAGUGCAGCGCAUGUUCGGCUGUGACCUCCUUGAGGAUGGGAGGAUUGAGGGGUUUCAGCAGUAUGCCUACGAUGGGAAGGACUUCAUCAGCUUCGACAAGAAGACGCUGACGUUCACCGCGGCUGAUCUUGGGGCACAAAUCACCAAGAAGAAGUGGGAGGGAGAUCCAAGUAUUGCUGACCGUUGGAAGCACUACCUGGAGGAGACUUGCAUCGAGUGGCUGCAGAAAUACGUAGCGCAUGGGAAGGCCACGCUGGAGAGGAGAGAGCGCCCGGCUGUGAGAGUGUCAGGGAAGGAGAGCCACGGGGUCCUGACCUUGUCCUGCCGGGCUCACGGCUUCCACCCGCGGCCCAGCACCAGCAGCUGGCUGAAAAAAGGCACCGUCCGGGACCAGGAGACCAAGCGAGGGAGCAUCACGCCCAACAGCGAUGGCACCUACCACACCUGGGCCAGCAUCGAGGCCCUCCCAGCGGAGAAGGACGAGUACCAGUGCCGCGUGGAUCACGCCAGCCUGCCAGAGCCUGGCGUCUUCUCCUGGGAGCCGGAGAGCAACCCGCUGCCCAUCGUCAUCGGGGUGGUGGUCGCCGCGCUCAUCAUUGUCAUUGGGGCGAUCGCCGGCUUCGUGGUCUGGAGGAGCAAAUCGGGAAGCGACCCCUCUAUUUAA
Molecule: messenger RNA, 894 nt
Organism: Struthio camelus australis
Lineage: Eukaryota; Metazoa; Chordata; Aves; Struthioniformes; Struthionidae
Source: RefSeq, a predicted model, not a curated record